GGGGCGGGACUGAGGGUCGCGGGCCGAUGACGCGCAGGCGGAGCCGCUACUUCCUGGAUCCGCCGGCCGGGGCCGCUGCCGCACCCUGCGCCGGAGCCGGGAACCCGGGGCCGCCGCCAUGUCCCACCAGACCGGCAUCCAAGCAAGUGAAGAUGUUAAAGAGAUCUUUGCCAGAGCCAGAAACGGGAAAUACAGACUUCUGAAAAUAUCUAUUGAAAAUGAGCAACUGGUGGUUGGGUCCUGUAGUCCGCCUUCAGAUUCCUGGGAACAGGAUUACGAUUCCUUUGUCUUGCCCCUGCUGGAGGACAAGCAACCGUGCUAUGUAUUAUUCAGGUUAGAUUCUCAGAAUGCCCAGGGAUAUGAAUGGAUAUUCAUUGCAUGGUCUCCAGAUCAUUCUCAUGUUCGUCAGAAAAUGCUGUAUGCAGCAACCAGAGCAACUCUGAAAAAAGAAUUCGGAGGUGGCCACAUUAAAGAUGAAGUGUUCGGAACAGUAAAGGAGGAUGUAUCAUUACACGGAUAUAAAAAGUAUUUGCUGUCCCAGUCUUCCCCUGCCCCACUGACUGCAGCUGAGGAAGAAUUACGGCAGAUUAAAAUCAAUGAGGUACAAACUGACGUGAGUGUGGACACAAAGCAUCAGACACUACAAGGAGUAGCAUUUCCUAUCUCUCGAGAUGCCUUCCAGGCUUUGGAAAAACUGAGUAACAAACAGCUCAACUAUGUGCAGUUGGAAAUAGAUAUAAAAAAUGAAACAAUAAUUUUGGCCAACACAGAGAAUACAGAACUAAAAGAUUUGCCAAAGAGGAUUCCCAAGGAUUCUGCACGUUACCAUUUCUUUCUGUAUAAGCAUUCCCAUGAAGGAGACUACUUAGAGUCCGUAGUGUUUAUUUAUUCAAUGCCUGGAUACACGUGCAGCAUAAGAGAGCGGAUGCUGUAUUCCAGCUGCAAGAGCCCCCUGCUGGAGAUUGUAGAGAGACAGCUGCACAUGAAUGUCAUCAGAAAGAUUGAGAUAGACAACGGGGAUGAACUAACUUCGGAUUUCCUUUACGAUGAAGUCCAUCCCAAGCAGCAUGCACAUAAGCAGAGUUUUGCUAAACCGAAAGGUCCUGCGGGCAAGAGAGGGAUCCGAAGAUUGAUUAGGGGUCCAGCGGAAGCAGAAGCCACUACUGAUUAAAUUUGUCUUAUUAAAUGUUGCAAUAUAGUUUUGUAAAAUCUCCAGCUUUUAGUACAAGGAGGACUGAAAUCAUUCCAUGUUGAUAUAGUUGGGGAGGGAAAUUGUACUUUUUGAAAAAUAGCACUUUUCACUUCUAUGUAUUUUUUAAAUUAAUGCUAUAGAAGAUUCAUGAUUUUUAUUUUUUAGUUAAAGCUAGACAAGGUUUCAACAUAGUAAUGUUUGGUUUUGUCACACUGUUUUCAUAGCGUGUUGAUUCCACACUUUGACAUAAUCUUCAAUAUUUUACAUAGGUGGGCCAGUUACAUAAGGACUUGCUUUUUAGAACUCUGUAGUGAGUUCUGUUUCCCUGUAAAGGGAAGCGGAACAGCCCUGAGGUACUCGCACUUGUUGAGUCUGUGAAGGAGCCUGGGAAGAGGCAGGCAGCUGCUCGCUUUGAGUGUGUGGUCUGUCUGCUGUGACGGAGAACUCACGGCCUACUGCAGCAGGGCUUCCUUUCCAUUGUAGUACCAUUCAGAUUUCAGAAAUGCAGUUCCUGCUGAAGCUCAGAAGGUACCGGACAGCCAGGCUUCCUCAUGGCUCUGCAAGGCUACAGUCUUGUAAGGUCUGUGCAGAGCUUUUGAAUUGUCUGCUUCCAAAGUGAUACUAUAAGGACUAUGAAGCCAGACGUUCAUGUUCAGAUCAGAAUUCAAGUGUCAUUCAAAAAGAAACAAACCUAAAGUAAACAUGUUUGAAGUUUCAAGUUUUUUUUUCUCUUUGAAACCAUGUGUCUUAAAGCAGAUUGUCACAUCACUUGCGAGCAAGUUUUCAGAUCUAAAAUUAUUGAUUUCUAGUACUUAGUAGGCUACCACAGGUAAUACGUAGCCUAAGGAUCUUGUUUCAGUUAAUAAUGUCUCUCAGAACACAGGUUUUCUGAAGCUUUGUAUUUUCAGUUACAACCUAGAAAGUUUUGAGCCUCAAGAGUUCUUUGUUACUUGAAAUAGAGGGAGUUAGAACACUUGGUGUUUAAUCUGCUAAGCCUGCUGCAGAGCCAUAACUGAGAAGUUGUGAAGUGGACUGUCGUGUCCAGGAUUUGGAAGUCCUUGACCUGAACUUCAUGCUGCACAAGAUAAUGUCAGUAAUGUACAUUUCAUGGUAUGAAAUACGAAGUGCUCAUUGCAAAGCCUUAUUACCUGAAGUAAUACACGCGCCUUUCAGAAAUUCAGUGUGUAUUCACAUAGAUCAUAAGAGGAAUUAUGGGCUGAUGGAAAUUUUUAAAAAUAGAUUUGAAUAUUGUGUGUUUUGUUUGUUUACAAAUAUGUAGACUUUACUACUUAAAUAUGCAGGACAGUUGACAGUGAUGUCGCACUUGUUUACGUGAGGUAAACUUUUUAGUUGUACGUGUGUACAUGUCGUCACACGUGCCAUAGAGUGCUGCAGUGAGGGACCUGGAGCCAUGUUGCAGACCAUCACCAGAGCUGCCAUUUCAAGCAGAGGGAGUACUACGUGUCCUGGAUCCAGAGCCAGCGGGGACUGUUCCAAAGCAUCGUGUGCAAUUACGCUCUGAAGUCUAAUACACUACGUCAAAGUCAAUGCACAUUCCAGAAUCCAGAUGUGAUCUUGUAACCUUACUAAUAAUUAAACCAAUGAUUGCUGAGAAUCACGUAUGCAUUUGUUUUAGGGUAUAACUCAUUGUUUACAGUAUGUUUUAGGUGACAAUAGAUGUGAAUAACAUUCCCAAUAAAUUUAUAUAGUAGUGAAAAAUUACAUGUCUUCUGUGGACAUUUUAUAAGUGCAUUUUAUAUCAAUAAAAUUUUUCUCUUUGAGUUGUG
Molecule: messenger RNA, 2979 nt
Organism: Grammomys surdaster
Lineage: Eukaryota; Metazoa; Chordata; Mammalia; Rodentia; Muridae
Gene: Twf1
Product: twinfilin actin binding protein 1
Exons: 9
Coding region: 119-1171 (350 amino acids)
Biological process (GO): positive regulation of neuron projection development; barbed-end actin filament capping; actin filament depolymerization
Cellular component (GO): cytoplasm; actin filament; myofibril
Molecular function (GO): actin monomer binding; actin filament binding
Source: RefSeq, a predicted model, not a curated record